GAUGUGUGUGGCUUGUCUUUUUGGUGGUUGUUGUUUUGUUUUGGACUUUUUUUGCGAUGAAAGCUGUGCACUACUCCUUAUUUCCAGAUGUUCCUAAUUUCCUCAGCCUCUUCCUUCUACUCUUUCCCAGGAGAAAUAUUUUUGUUUCCUGAAAAAGUUUCCUUUUGGGUGCUGACCAAACUUCUACCUGUGAAGGGUUAGAAAUAGAAGAACUGGGGCAUUUUUAUAAUGCUGUCUGUGGUGGUUUUCACCCAUAACUACAUGGGAAUCAUUGCUAUAACAGAUGUUCUGGUUUAGAGAACAAAACCAGUUUUUGCUAAAUGUAAAGGUGCGAGUGCUAACAACAAAUAAAGAAAUCACAGAGAACAGGUGGAUAAAGAAUAGAAACAGAUGUAGGAAAGAAGGAAUUGCUCUCAGUUACUCACUUUCGGCCUGAAUUGUAUUUUAACAGCUGUUUCUCACAGCAGAAGGCUCUCCAUCCAAAAAGAUAAAAGAACACCAGUUUGGGAGGAACAGCAAAGAGAGUUAAGGACAAAAGCUGAUGGACCAUUACAUCUUCUGAAAUGAGCCUUUUCACACUUUCCUACUGGAAAAUAACAUGUCCUGAAGAGAGAAGAAUUCAGUGCCGGACUGUCUUGAGCACUACCCAUGGUGCAGCUUCCGAGGACAGCUUGAUUUCUGUGACUUGAAGAGGAGGCACAUGUGCAGUGAGCCAAGAGGACAUGGGCUUCCAGUGCUUCUGGAACAAUGAUCAGGUACUGUGCCCACAUGUCACAUGUGAAUUGUAUCCUACAAAUCCUCUGAGCACCCCUUCGGGCCGUCUCCUUGAUGCACACUCACGGCAUCAUGGCCAGCACUCAGGAGCGCCUGAGCCUGUCUUCCUCUCCCAACUCCAUCGGCAAAGCGUUCUGUGAGGACAAAGACUUGGGGAGGUUCCCCGACGAGCACCCCGCAGCCGGGAGCCACACAUCCCCUGAGCUGCUGGAGGACGUGCGGGAGCGGGGCUCGCUGCCGGCCGAGCUGCUGGAGGGUGUGAGCAGCCCGGGCACGGCGGCCGUGCUGACCAGCAUCAGCGAGGACGCCCGCGACCAGUUUGAGAACAGCGUGCUGCAGCUGCGGGAGCAGGACGAGCCCGAGCCGGGGCUGCCGCAGGGCACGCGCAGCCCGGGGGACGGCGACACCAGCAGUGCCACCGAUGAUGUGAAGGUCCAGUUCAACCGGACGGGCAGCGGCAGCGGCGGCUUCCUCGAGGGGCUCUUCGGGUGCCUGCGGCCCGUGUGGAACAUCAUAGGCAAGGCCUACUCCACGGACUACAAGCUGCAGCAGCAAGACACGUGGGAGGUGCCAUUUGAGGAGAUCUCGGAGCUGCAGUGGCUGGGCAGCGGGGCACAGGGAGCCGUCUUCCUGGGGAAAUUCCGAGCAGAGGAGGUGGCCAUCAAGAAAGUGAGGGAUCAGAACGAGACAGACAUCAAGCACCUGCGGAAGCUCAAGCAUCCCAACAUUAUCGCCUUCAAGGGAGUUUGCACCCAGGCCCCGUGCUACUGCAUCAUCAUGGAAUACUGUGCCCACGGGCAGCUCUAUGAGGUCCUGCGGGCUGGCAGGAAGGUCACCCCACGGCUGCUAGUGGACUGGUCUACGGGAAUUGCCAGUGGCAUGAACUACCUGCACCUCCACAAAAUCAUCCACCGAGACCUCAAGUCACCAAAUGUUUUGGUUACACACACAGAUGCAGUAAAGAUUUCAGAUUUUGGUACGUCUAAAGAGCUCAGCGAUAAAAGUACCAAAAUGUCCUUUGCGGGGACAGUGGCGUGGAUGGCCCCAGAGGUGAUACGGAACGAGCCUGUCUCUGAGAAGGUGGACAUCUGGUCAUUUGGGGUGGUUUUGUGGGAACUGCUCACGGGAGAGAUUCCCUACAAGGACGUGGACUCUUCAGCCAUCAUUUGGGGAGUGGGCAGCAACAGCCUCCACCUUCCUGUCCCUUCCACCUGCCCAGAUGGCUUCAAAAUCCUCAUGAAGCAAACCUGGCAAAGCAAGCCCCGGAACCGCCCGUCCUUCCGGCAGACACUGAUGCACUUGGACAUCGCCUCUGCUGAUGUGCUGGCUACUCCUCAGGAAACCUACUUCAAAUCCCAGGCUGAAUGGAGAGAAGAAGUGAAGAAACAUUUUGAGAAAAUUAAAAGUGAAGGAACUUGUAUCCACCGGCUGGAUGAAGAAUUGAUUCGCCGUCGAAGAGAAGAGCUGAGACAUGCAUUAGAUAUCCGUGAGCACUAUGAGAGGAAGCUGGAGCGAGCCAAUAACCUGUACAUGGAGCUCAGUGCUAUCAUGUUGCAGCUGGAGGUGCGGGAGAAGGAGCUCAUCAAGAGGGAACAAGCGGUGGAAAAGAAAUACCCUGGGACUUACAAACGCCACCCAGUCAGACCAAUAAUCCACCCCAACACAGUGGAGAAGUUGAUGAAGAGGAAAGGGGUCUCCCAUAAACCAGGCAGCCAGACCAAACGGCCAGAUCUGCUGAAGUCAGAGGGCAUACCCAGCACAGAAGCAGCAUCCAAUGGCUCCCCAGUCUCAGGAAGUCCCAAGAUGUCAACCCUGAGUGGUAAAAGCCGGUACCGCAGCAAACCCCGGCACCGCCGGGGGAACAGCAAAGGCAGCUACAAUGAAUUUGCAGGGAUCUUGAAGAACCAGCCAGCGCAAGACGAUGCCCCCCAGCCUGGUCCUCCCCACCCUCCCCACACCCCUGGAGUGCCACAGCAGCCCGGCCACGGGCCCCACGGGCAGCACUCGCGGCUGCACGCCCACGGGCAGGACAUCGCCACCUGCGCCAACAACCUGCGGUAUUUCGGCCCCGCGGCCGCGCUGCGCAGCCCCCUCAGCAACCACGCCCAGCGCCGCAUGUCCGGCUCCAGCCCCGACCUCAUCUCCACCGCCAUGGAGGCCGACUGCCGCCGCGGCCUGGACAGCAAGGACAGCACGGCCGAGCGCUGGGAGUGCUGCCAGGCCGAUGCCUACGACCCCUGCCUGCAGUGCAGGGAUGAGGACAGCGGCCAGGCACAGAUGGCGUCUGUGGAACCAGGGGGGAGCCGCCCCCAGUCCCCGGCAUCCGCAUCCCUCUACGAGAGCGCGCAGUUCAUGGAGAAGCUGGAGGAGCAGGGCACGGCGGCGUCCACCCUGGGCACUCCACAGCACUUGGCUUCCUCAGGGCUACCCUGCAAAGCAAGAUCCCUCCAAAAGAGCGGGGAUGAGUCAUCAGAAGAGGAGGAGGGUGAAGUUGACAGUGAAGUGGAGUUUCCUCGUAGACAAAGACCCCACCGCUGCAUCAGUAGCUGCCAGUCCUACUCGACCUUCAGCUCUGAGAACUUCUCCGUGUCGGAUGGAGAGGAGGGGAACACAAGCGACCACUCGAACAGCCCCGAUGAGCUGGCCACCAAGCUGGAGGAUGAGCUGGCUGAGAAGCUGGAGGACAUGUUGUCCCAGACUCCAGAGAUCCCCAUUGAAAUCUCCACGCAGUCAGAUGGGCUUUCGGACAAAGAAUGUGCUGUGCGGAGAGUCAAGACUCAGAUGUCUCUGGGCAAACUUUGUGCAGAUGAACACAGCUGUGAGAACCCACCACAGUUUGGAGAAUCAGACUGUGACUCUUCUGAAGGGGAGUGUUCUGAUGCCACAGUCAGGACCAAUAAGCCCUGCAGCUCUGCUACUUGGAAGAGAAGAUGCUUCUCCUUCCCACCCCAGGAGUGAUUUGCAAUAACCCGAAUCUCUGGAAAAUGUCCAAAUGAAAUUAAUUCUCUUUGAGCAUUUCAAUCAAGAAUGGCAGGGAUGUAUUUUAUUGAAUAAUCUAGUUACUGUAACAUGGAUAUUUAUUUUUUUGACAUUUUAACACUUUUUACUGUAAAGAGUGGAUUGUAUUUAUAGACACACAGACUCGUUGCAAAAAAAAAAAAAAGUUCAGAAA
Parus major (Great Tit) is the source of this 3946-nucleotide messenger RNA. RefSeq names its product mitogen-activated protein kinase kinase kinase 13 (gene MAP3K13). Gene Ontology annotation, molecular function: JUN kinase kinase kinase activity; ATP binding. Bases 829 to 3732 code for a protein of 967 amino acids. The transcript has 17 exons. NCBI's taxonomy places the organism in Eukaryota, Metazoa, Chordata, Aves, Passeriformes, Paridae. The record is from RefSeq and is a predicted model, not a curated record. Gene Ontology annotation, biological process: JNK cascade; protein autophosphorylation.